AUGGACGCAAUUAUCUCCUAUCUGCCUCAGCAUGAGGGACUGCUCCCCAAAUGGCUCCUCUUUGUUUCGGUCGUUUCCUCUCUAAACACAUUCCAGGCAUUCGCCAGCCCUGCUUAUACCGGUCAGCUCUACUCUGAAACCCCGAUGACGCCUCUCUCCUCUCGCAAAUUCGGGACCUGGACUUUCCUCUCCUCUGUCAUUCGCAUGUACGCUGCCUACUACGUGUCCAACCCACAAAUAUACGAUCUCGCUAUAUGGACAUACGGAAUUGCACUGGCGCACUUUGCCAGCGAGUGGUUGAUAUUCAGCUCCGCGAAGGCCCAGGGGAGAUUUAUCAGUCCUCUGGUCGUGGCUAGCUGCAGUUUGACGUGGAUGGUCACUCAGAGAAGCUGGUAUCUGGGCCUGUAG
Arthroderma uncinatum is the source of this 408-nucleotide messenger RNA. Its product is annotated as ergosterol biosynthesis protein. Bases 1 to 408 code for a protein of 135 amino acids. Lineage: Eukaryota; Fungi; Ascomycota; Eurotiomycetes; Onygenales; Arthrodermataceae. The record is from RefSeq and is a predicted model, not a curated record. Gene Ontology annotation, cellular component: membrane; endoplasmic reticulum. The transcript has 2 exons. Gene Ontology annotation, molecular function: protein-macromolecule adaptor activity.